AUGAUCCCUCAAUUUGGGCUGCUUAAAAAGCGAUUCGACUUUGACGAAGAGAAGGACGUUCUGGGCUCCGGGAACUUCGGCACAGUCUACAGAGCCUUCGACUACAACACAAAGAGAAUGAUAGCAUUGAAGUUGAUGGAAAAAGGGAAGAGGUUGGAGACAAAUUGCAAAAGUAAGUUCUUUGGAUGGUUUUCUUUGGCUUUUAGACGGAAAAGGAAAAAUCUGGACAGUUUGCUUGUGUUUUAGGUAUUGCAAGCUGCGCCAAGAGCCCGUGCUGCUAUUCUAAGUCUGUUGAGACUUUAUUUUUUUGGUUAUCAACAUUUUCCGCCAAAAUUACAUUGUUUUAGGUAACAAAUUUUGUAAUUUUGUUAGUAAACACGAAAUCCACAAAUUUCUGAAUCGAUUAUGUAAAUCCCAUGUUCAGAUUACUUCUUUUGUAAUUCUGGAUGUUUAAAUACUUUUGUUUCUUCUUUCCAGACGAGCACAAACUUCUCCAACAACUUCACCAUCCGUUUAUUAUACGGUUGAAUUGCGUCAUAGAUGAGGCGAAAUAUAUGGUCAUGGUGCUUGAAUUGGCAUGGGGAGGGAGUUUGGGAUCGGAGCUGAAAGAUCGAUCAGCUUUGCACAAGAGUUUGAAGAUGAAAUCAAGGGAAGAAAUAAAUGGAGAGAUGGAGAAGGUUUAUAUGGAUUUUGAUCGCUUAUCGAUGAUUUUUAUACAGGCAAGGGUACUUCUAUUGGAUAAAAGUGUCUUUGCGGUAACUCGAAAGCAAGUUGUUGUUAGCCUGAGGGGAUUUUGUGUUUUAUUUUUGGCUAAGAUGUUGUAAAAGAGCUGAGAGUAUACUUGAUAGUUCAUAUAACUAUCCGAAUUUGUUUUAAAAGUGCUCUUUGAUGCACAUAUUGCUAACAACCUAUUGUUUCAAUUUCAGAUAGUCUCGGCUGUUUCGUACAUCCAUUCCAAGGGGUUUAUUCAUCGAGACAUCAAACCCCAAAACAUUCUUUUUAUGGAUCGGGAUCAACGUUUUGUCAAGCUAGGAGAUUUUGGGACCUGUUGCCGACAAGAGGAUUCCAAAGCCAAGAAGCUGUUGAUAGGAACGCCAGCAUACAUGGCUCCGGAUGGGUUCUGUGGUAGGCUAUUUUAUACUUGAAUUUUUGAUGAGAAAAUGAAAUCAAAUAAAAUUAAAUUGGUGUGAUUUGUAAAAUACGUAAAAGUGGGCCUCGUCGGUAUGUGGUUUUUCAAAAUUAGGCCAAAUAUUAAAAAUUUUUUCUUUUUUAUAAGAUUUAUAAUCAAAAAUAAGCUAACAAUUGAAGAUUUCAGGUGAAAUAACUACGGCAUUCGACUGCUGGUCUCUUGGUAUUGUCCUCUACGAGAUGAUUGAGCUUCGGCCCCCGUUUGAAGGUGUCACCCACACAAAUUAUUGGAGAGUCGAGAAUUUACAUGUAAGUGAAAAGUAAAUGUAACUCUGAACAAGGUUAUAGGUAAAAUACGGUUUCUGUCAUUUUAAGAAAUAUUUUUUUUCAAUGGUGUACUUUGCAAUGGGUCGGAGUUAUACUACACUAGGUCGAGUAUCUAAUGUUAAAAUUUCAGAUUGAAUAUCGACACUAUCGCGAAGAUACCCCCGAGCUAUUGAAGCAGCUUGUUUCCAGACUAGUCUGUGAAGCGGAAAACCGAUUAUUUAGUCAACGUAAGUGAAAUUUUUAUAUUAUACUAGAUGAAUUCCCUUAAUUCUUUGCCCACAAUUUUAAUAUUCGGCAAUUUGAUGCUGUAAUAUGAUAAUACCAUGAUUUCAGAAAUCCCUGAGCACCCAUACAUGCAACGUUUCGUAAAAGAACUUCAUCUUAUGACAAUCUGA
Bursaphelenchus xylophilus (pine wood nematode) is the source of this 1850-nucleotide messenger RNA. Lineage: Eukaryota; Metazoa; Nematoda; Chromadorea; Rhabditida; Aphelenchoididae. The record is from the annotation of a GenBank genome assembly.